AUGGCUAAAUUAGUCGAUAUAUACAAUAGCGAAAAAGAUCCUGUAAUCAAAAGAAGGCAGUUGCCGUUAACUAUAUAUGAAAAUCUCACUAUGAUAAUGGAUUUAAACACAAUGGGCUUGAUAUGUGACAAUCCACAAGUUAAGGGACGUGAAUACGAAGAAUUCAUGCGAAAAUAUAGAAUUUUAUCGACAGAAGAACUAAAAGCUGCACUGAGGGUUGACGCGUCAGAUAUAUUCAAUGUAUUAAAUCAAAGCAUUCCUUGUGUUGGCUGUCGAAGAAGUGUUGAAAGACUCUUUUAUCAACUAUGUAAAUCAGGACAUCCAACAUUAGACCCUUUGAUACUUACUCCAGAUGAAACCAUGACAAUAAGAGAAGACAAAUUAACACAUUCACAGUCUCUUGCCACUUUGCUAAAUGGUCACAGCACGGGUAUAGAAUGUCUAAUUCUAAGUCAACCACGUUGGAAAAAGUCGCAGCGGUGUACACUACAUUCUUUGGAGGCGGGUGGGGCGCGCGGUUGGGGCGCGGGCGCGGUCGCGGGCGGGGGCGCGGGCGUGGGGGCGUGCGGCGCGUGGGGCGCGAGCGUGAACGCGUGCGGCUGGGGUUGGGCCGCGUGCGGCUGGGGCGGGCGCGCGGCCUGGCGCGCCGCCUGGGACGCCAUGCGCGCCUCCGCACGCGAGCACGUCACGCUCGUGCACUUCAACACCCUGCACGACACGCUGCACAACUAUCUGCGCAAACAUCGCUUCUGCGCCGAUUGUAAGACUAAGGUAUUAAGAGCUUAUCAGCUAUUAGUUGAAGAAAAGGAGCCACAUAAAGAAAAAGGAUAUGUGGGGGCACUUUAUGGAGGCAUCAAACGAUGCCUUUUGGAUAAACACCUUCACUUACAAACCAAGACUGACUACAUAGCGCAUUUGAUAGCCAGGGCGGAACCUGAGUUACUUGGAAAUCACAGAGAAAGGCAUGCUAAAACACUUGAAAUUGCACAGGAGGAGGUCUUAAUUUGUCUUGGGAUAUGCAUUUAUGAGCGCCUUCAGCGAAUUUCGCUGCGGUUGCGAGAGGAAGAAGGCACCUGUCAAACACUAGCGGCAGUGGGCGUGGAGGCACUUUAUCGUAAAUUUGAAACUGCAGUGGAAUUAAAAAGUGGUGUGUCUAAGCUACAGCUUCUGUAUGAUGAAAUAACGCAAGAAGAACUCACGCGCCAACAAAGGAAAGAACAGAAGAAACUCAAAAGGCGCAAGAAGAAAGAGAGGCAAGCUGUGGAGAAUAAAUGCAAGGAGGCCGACUCCGAGGAACCAGAAGAAAAAUGUCAAUGUGAAGAAUGCCUGUUAGAAGAGCGAGACACACCUACUGAUUUACUCUCACCGCGCGACUAUAAUCAGUGCUAUGAUACUAGUGGAGAUGGCUGCCAAUCAUGCCAAGAUGACUAUACAAAACGUCGCUCGCCUAAAAAUUCAGGGAAAAAAAGGAAUAAAAACGGUAAUCUGUCUCCCAGUGAACAUUCCCAUGACUGUGGCUAUUCUUCUGGUAAUAACGGGGGAUGCUGCGAAACUUUAUCAGUUAAUAAUGGAGGUUGCUGUGAAACUUUGUCUGGUUCAUCUUCUCUCAUGAGUUCUCCAGAAGGCUCGGAGGUUGCAUGCUCUGAAGGAUUUUGUAACCACGAGAGAGGCGACUGUAUAGAUAUGACUAAAAAUGACAAAUCUUCAUGUACUGGUUUUACCCUUUCACUACAAGAAAUGUUGGACACAUGUUCAUCUGAUGAAGAACAUGAUACCAGUUAUAUACCAAUAGAAGAAGUCUUAGAAUUCAAGUCACGCAGAAACAUAACAGAAAAAAGACAAGAGUUGAGGCAGAACUUACGUCAGAAAUUUGCUCAACUAUGUGUGACUCUACCACAAACACAGCUUGUGACUCAGAAAGAUGACAAGCAAUCAGCAGCAUAG
Molecule: messenger RNA, 1944 nt
Organism: Parnassius apollo (apollo)
Lineage: Eukaryota; Metazoa; Arthropoda; Insecta; Lepidoptera; Papilionidae
Source: the annotation of a GenBank genome assembly